This is a messenger RNA of Dicrocoelium dendriticum, 1115 nucleotides long. The record is from the annotation of a GenBank genome assembly. NCBI's taxonomy places the organism in Eukaryota, Metazoa, Platyhelminthes, Trematoda, Plagiorchiida, Dicrocoeliidae.
UCAUCAUUGUCCGAGAACGUAGCGGAAGACCAUUUUGCCCUAUUUUGGGACUCACGAGUGUUAUGUAGUAUGUAAUCAGAGUGACGAAAACGAGUUGCAUGACCAAUCAAGCGGCUCGAAUGAGGCAAACGAACGGAGCAGAUGACUGGACGUCUACGCACCUCCGCUGGAUGGUUAAUAUUUGACUGCGUUGGAAUGAGUUUGCUUGACUGAAGCAAACGAAGAAUCCGGUGGAAGUGAUCUAGUUAUAGUAUACAUCAGAGCUUCUACAUGCUAGUUAUGCUGUCAUUCUAGCCGAGACUGCUUUGUUGAAUGGAUAGUUUGUUUCGGAAAAACCGAGUUCCACGACAACGAGAAGCGCACAAUCCCUCUCGGGAUUCGAACCAAGUCGUACUUGCCAGUUGAUUAUGGCACUGGGUCAUGGAUGACUGCUGCUGCCUACGUGGUCAAUUGAGACCUAGUGCAUCCCAUCCUCUACUACAACUCAUCUCAGUGCCCUGCGAAGGACGGGGUUGCCUUAGGAUGCAUAAAUUCACUCAUCAAGCCGCCAGUUGUCUGAAAACAACAUCAUGGGCUGCUCACGUAAAUGUAAUGUUGGGUGAGUGGUAUAGAAUUGUGAAGACUUUUUACCGAUAAGAAAACUUUUAUUCGUAAUGAUGAAGCCACUAUUCUGGAUGACACUUUUCAGCGGCUGGAUUUCCUCUCGUGGAACUUGCUCUACGUCCUCCCAUUUUCGGGUGCAUAAUUCAGUCUCCGAGAGUUCUAGCUUCGAUUCUGCUCGACGUGGACCCUACAUAUAUGCUGCGAUUGAGCUUGCCACAACAGCAACUUCGGGCGAAGGCCGGAGACAAAUCUGUGGCAGACACGCUGCGGCAUUUGAAGAGAUUCGAGAACUUGAACAUGUUGGAUAUGGGUGGCCAAGUGAGACAUGAAUCAGAAUUGGACGCAGUCAAGGAGGUCCUCGCUCAUCUGAGAGGGCUCAGAGAGAUUGUUUUCGUCGACCUACCAAAAGAAUUUGUAAAAGACAUUAUUGCGGCCUGCAAGCCUCCAUGUAAAAUUCGGAUACAGCGAUACGUGUGACGGGUACAUUUUUAUAAAAUUAUUUUAUUUCCCAA